Molecule: messenger RNA, 1505 nt
Organism: Cuscuta campestris
Lineage: Eukaryota; Viridiplantae; Streptophyta; Magnoliopsida; Solanales; Convolvulaceae
Source: the annotation of a GenBank genome assembly
UGCACUCCUGCCCCUCUUUAUUUCACUUUUGUUUGUCAAAUAAGAGAGUGUUUGAAUACAUGGAGUAAUAGUAGUGAUGCAGAAAUUUCAACAAUGGCAUUAUUAAUGCAAUCAAAAUUUGAUAAAUAUUGGGAUGAGUGUAGUUUGGUCUUGACUGUUGCUUCUAUUCUUGACCCGAGAUAUAAGAUGACACUUGUUAAAGCUGCUUUUGGUGAAUCUAGCAAUUUUGUAUCCAAACAUGGUUGUUAAAAAAAAAAAAUUUAUAUUCACAAACUUUUAUAAUUUUUGUACGGAGUAUUUGUCAUGGAAGCAUUUGUCGGGCAACAAAACCCAGAGUCGUCGCCGUUCUGAUCUUCGCCUGAACCGUCAUGGAAGCACUUUCACUUCCCCUAAACAUUCUCACCAAAACCUCUGUAAAAAAUUUUGCUCUGAGUGCUGCUUCAAAUUAUUCCUCACUCUCUACCUUACAACUCAAUCUAUCUUUCAGAGCCAGACCCCUCUCUUUGAGGAAGGCAGUUCUUCGCGUCCACUCGGAGAGGGAUGACAAUGAAUUGAAGCAAACUAGGGACAUGGCUGCUGCCAGAAAGAGAUGGGAAUCUCUGAUUAGAGAUCGAAAAGUUAAGGUUCUUACCCCAAGGGAAGCUGGGUAUGCUGUUCAGCUUUCGAACAAGCCCCUUCUUGAUGUCCGCCCCUCAAACGAGCGCAAAAAGGCUUGGGUGAGAGAUUCUACCUGGAUUCCUAUUUUCGAUGUUGAUAACACAUUUGAUUUUGGAGUCAUUCCCAGAAAAAUCAUGAAUUUCGUUAUGGGAGGAUGGUGGAGUGGCAUCCCUACACUCUCUUAUCACGGGCAGUUCUUAGCCAUGGUUGAGGAUAAGUUUCCCAAAGAUUCUGAACUAAUUGUUGCAUGCCAGAAGGGGCUGAGAUCACUUGCUGCUUGUGAACUACUGUACAAUGCUGGCUAUAAGAAUCUGUUUUGGGUUCGGGGAGGAUUUGAAGCUGCUGAAGAUGAGGAUCUCAUUGUGGAGGGGCCAGGACCUCUCAAGUUUGCUGGAAUUGGUGGCGUUUCAGAAUUCCUUGGAUGGACUGAUCAGCAAAGAGCAGCUGCAGCCAAGGAAGGUUGGGGAUACAGAUUAGUGUUUUCAGUGCGCCUGAUUGGAGUCUUUCUUCUUGCUGAUGCACUAUAUAUUGGCGUUCAGCAAUUAGGGAGCUAUCUUGAGGAUAUCAUGACACCUUGAAGUUUCCAAUCCAUCCGAGAUAAUGUCACAAUUGCUCCAACUUUAUUUUCAUUACCGGGUGAUGCAAAUAGUUGGCAAACCCAUUUUAAGGUAUGUUUAUUCUAUGUAUCAGUGUGUGCGCGCGCGUGUGUUCGGAUAUUGGACUCAUUGGAAAUUCAAGAAUUUGAGUUUUGAAAUCUCAAUGCUACUCCCUUCGUGCAUUUGACUUUUCUUGGUUAACUUUCACAAACUUUGAUUAAAAUUUGUUAAAAAUAUAUUUAGUUUCAAUGU